AUGGCCGCCAUCAACGGUUCUGCCAAGAUCCUCGACCACACCACUGCUCUGCAGGUGCUGGAAGAGUACAAGACUCGCGAUGGCCUCGACAGACAGGAGCUCAUGGACACGGCCAAGCACGGCGGCCUGACCUACAAUGACUUCCUGAUCCUGCCUGGCUACAUUGGCUUCCCUGCCUCAGAGGUGACCCUGGACUCUGCCGUCACCAAGCGCAUCACCCUCAAGACCCCCUUCGUCUCCUCGCCCAUGGACACAGUCACUGAGCACGAGAUGGCCAUCCACAUGGCUCUCCAGGGCGGUCUGGGUGUUAUCCACCACAACUGCUCUCCCGAGGCUCAGGCCGACAUGGUCCGCAAGGUCAAGCGUUACGAGAACGGCUUCAUUCUUGACCCCGUUGUCAUCACCCGCGACACCACAGUUGGCGAGGCCAUCGCCCUUAAGGAGAAAUGGGGCUUCGGUGGUUUCCCAGUCACAGAGGACGGCAAGAUCGGCUCAAAGCUCCUGGGUAUUGUCACCAACCGAGACAUCCAGUUCGAAGAUGACCACAGCGCACCUGUCUCCAAGGUCAUGGUCCACGAGCUCAUCACUGCUCCCGAUGGCGUUACCCUGACCGAGGCGAACAAAAUCCUGUCCCAGUCCAAGAAGGGCAAGCUCCCCAUUGUCGACAAGGACUUUAACCUGGUUGCCAUGAUUUCUCGCUCUGACUUGACCAAGAACCAGCACUUCCCGCUGGCUUCUAAGCUUCCCCAUAGCAAGCAGCUGCUCUGCGCUGCUGCUAUUGGCACCCGGCCUGAGGACAAGAUCCGUCUGCAGAAGCUGGUCGAGGCUGGUCUCGACGUUGUUAUCCUUGAUAGCUCUCAGGGCAACAGCAUGUACCAGGUUGAGAUGAUCAAGUGGACCAAGGCUCAGUUCCCCGAUCUGGAUGUUAUCGGUGGAAACGUUGUUACCCGAGAGCAGGCUGCCAGCCUCAUCGCUGCUGGCGUCGACGGUCUCCGAAUUGGUAUGGGAAGCGGCUCUGCCUGUAUCACUCAGGAGGUCAUGGCCGUCGGCCGACCCCAGGCAGCUGCUGUUCACGCAGUCAGCAGCUUCGCUGCCCGCUUUGGCGUUCCUUGCAUCGCUGAUGGUGGUAUCCAAAACGUUGGUCACAUUGCCAAGGGUCUUGCUCUUGGCGCUUCCACUAUCAUGAUGGGCGGCCUGUUGGCUGGUACAACUGAGUCUCCCGGUACUUCUUUCGUUUCUCGCGAAGGAAAGCUGGUCAAGGCCUACCGUGGUAUGGGCUCCAUUGAUGCUAUGCAGGAUAAGAAGGCCGGUAAUGGCGGUAAGGACAGCCAGAAGAGCAAUGCCGGUACUGCUCGUUACUUCUCUGAGGGUGACAGUGUCUUGGUUGCUCAGGGUGUCGCUGGUGCCGUGGCUCACCGAGGAUCGAUCUCCAAGUUCGUUCCUUACCUUGCUGCUGGUCUCAAGCACUCUAUGCAGGACUGCGGUAUGCGCAGUCUCAAGGAGCUGCACGAAUGUGCCACCACUGGCGUCCUGCGAUUUGAGCUUCGCACAGCCAGCGCUCAGUUGGAGGGUAACGUGAACAUGGAGUCUUAUGAGAAGAAGCUUUAUGCAUAA
Messenger RNA from Trichoderma gamsii, 1614 nucleotides. RefSeq names its product inosine-5'-monophosphate dehydrogenase IMD2. Gene Ontology annotation, biological process: GTP biosynthetic process. The transcript has 3 exons. Bases 1 to 1614 code for a protein of 537 amino acids. The record is from RefSeq and is a predicted model, not a curated record. Lineage: Eukaryota; Fungi; Ascomycota; Sordariomycetes; Hypocreales; Hypocreaceae. Gene Ontology annotation, cellular component: cytoplasm. Gene Ontology annotation, molecular function: IMP dehydrogenase activity.